Molecule: messenger RNA, 2523 nt
Organism: Brettanomyces bruxellensis
Lineage: Eukaryota; Fungi; Ascomycota; Pichiomycetes; Pichiales; Pichiaceae
Exons: 1
Coding region: 1-2523 (840 amino acids)
Biological process (GO): intra-Golgi vesicle-mediated transport
Cellular component (GO): Golgi apparatus; COG complex
Source: RefSeq, a predicted model, not a curated record
AUGCUCUCUGGAAAAUAUGACCUUUCUAAACUUGAAAAGGACACCCCAGAACAACUUUUUGAGAGAUACCCGAUUGCAACAUUAGAAGAAAUUAAGGAUGAUUUGGUACAAAACAUUUCUACGAAGAGAUUAGAACUAAGACAGUUAGUUGGUGGUAAAUACAGGGAUCUCUUAAAGGUGGCCGAUGACAUUAUUUCCAUGAAUAAGAUGACUUCUUCUUUAAACACGCGGAUUUCAGAUCUCACUUUUAAAAGCUCGACUUAUGAUGAUAAGACUUUAAAAAAUUUAUGUGCGUUUGAUGACCAUGCAAGGAAAAUCCAGAGGAACAACGUACAAGGUCGGAAUCGGGCCAUAGUUUUUAGAAAUAUUAUUCAUGAUUGCGUUUAUACAUACUACCACCUGGAAGAUGACGUGCGUUCCCAAGAGGGAAAGAAUAAUUUAAAGCAUUCGGAUAGAGGUGGUACUGAGCUUUUGGAUGGUCAACUCAUAAAAAGUAGGUUUUCCAAUAAGAUAUCUCUGGAGUAUCUCCAGCUUUCGAAGCAGAUUUACCUCUUGUUCAAUCUUUUUGACAAAGAGGUUAAUGAUCCAUCCAGACAGAACUUAUUUUCCGUAAAGGAGAUCAAAUCUUUGCGUAAUGAUCUCAUCAAGGAAAUUCAGGCGAAGCUAGAAAGUCUAGCAGACACUUAUAAUUAUGAAUAUGCGACAAAUAUACUUGCCUCAUACGUAAUAUUGACCGAAUAUGAGCCCAAAGAGGCUCUAAUAUGGUUUUUGGAGAUACGGAAAAACAAAUUGUUUCAAGUUGGUUUCUGCUCAAAUUUUACAUCUUCACUUUCAUAUCUUUAUGUUACACUUAGUUGUGUUUCAUAUUUUAAGACUAGAUUAUCAUCGACACUUAAUAGACAGUUUCACAGCAGUACAAAUUCUAAUUGGGUGGCAAAGUCUUGCUUUAAGAAAUGGUAUAGAUGGCUAAAUAUUGACUUUGCAAACUUUGCGGUUGAUUUUCCAUUGAGUUCAAAGCAAUUAAGUAUUAACUGGAAUGACGAGAAGUUACAAAAAUUCUUGUUAGAGUGGAAGGAAUCGAUCACCCUGGAGACCACGGGAGAGUUCGGUAAGGCUUUUGCAAAUUGUGAGUCAUUGGAAAAGAUGUCGCUGCUUCUUAGUGAUAUAUUAAAUUCAUUUAAGAUGUUUUCUUCUUUAAUCGAACUUCCAUGUGUCAUCCAUGCGAAGGAGUCUAAAAUUUCAGAAGCCCUAUUAGUACUUUGGAGGGAAAGAUUUGAAAUCCUUUUAAACAAUGAAUGGGCAAAGUUUGAUGGCAUACUUAAUGAAGCUGUGAUAGCAUUUAACAAUGAGAACAAUUUAGAAUCUAAUUCAACCAGUUAUGGUAUAGAUCUAUUUACAACUACAGACAUUUCAGAUAUUAAUGCCUUUGUGAAAAGUGCAUCUGAUCCUAUUGCAGGAACAGGACUUGGAGCAGAAAUCGAGGAAAGCAUUCAAAACUUUAUUGGUAACGCACGGGCAAUAAUACAAUCAUUGGCAAAUCUCAAAGAUAUAAUUGACCGUACAGAGAGGCCAAUAUUUUCAAUUGAUGACUCGGAGGAUCCGGAAUUUUGGAAGAAAGUUCAGAAGUCGAUGUAUGAAUAUGUUGAUGGAUAUGCCGCAAAUCUUGUUAAGAGAGUGAAUUCUUCAGUUGAAGCAUUUUUCAAAGAAAUAAGAGAAAUCGUGCAUGGGGAUGAAAGUUACGUGCCAGAGCGUUCAAUGAUCUUGAUACGAGGUAUUUCACAAGUUGGUAAAAGCUUGGACUUACCCUUGAUAUACAAUGAGGUCGGGAAGAUAACACAUUCUAAGGUGGCUUGUAUAAAGCUUAAAACUACUAGCUUAACAAGUCCACUGCUAUCAGAGUGUAUGAUACCUGCAAUUAGCAAGCUUACAGACCAAGAAAUAGCCGAGCUAACAAAGAUGGCGAAGGAAAGGUGGACUAUUGGAUAUUCGAAUGAUGAAGGAAAUUCGGAGGCAGAUUCAGAUAAUGAUAAUAGGGAUAAUGUAGACGUUCCUGAAGCUUCAAUAUGGAAGUCAUACGAGACAAAGCGGAAACUUCCAACUGCACCAUCAGUCGAUCUUGAAAAGUCGUUGUACAAAAUAGCGACAUCACUUUUAACUGUACAACAAAAUGAUUUCUCAGACAUUUACUUGAUCAGUGAGUUCGAAGGGCCAAAAGAGGAUCUUAUUGGUAAAAUCGCGGGAGCAAUUGGAGAAGGGAUAUCUGUUGACAAUAGACAGAGAAACUGCCAUGAACUUGCACUUCUAACAUUCUCUGAUAUUGUGUUUGUUUACUAUUUCACACAUCCGCAAGCAGAUUCAACAGACUUAGACAAUUCAUUACAAAAAUCCGAGCAACUUUUCAAAUACGUGAAGGAAUUAUACGAAGCUAAUCCUGAUCUCCAAGACGACAAAUACAGGUUAGAAAUUAUAAAUUCUAUCAGAAAACACUUCGAGACCACCAAGCUUAUGUAUUAUCCUUUUUAG